Ambispora gerdemannii is the source of this 420-nucleotide messenger RNA. NCBI's taxonomy places the organism in Eukaryota, Fungi, Glomeromycota, Glomeromycetes, Archaeosporales, Ambisporaceae. The record is from the annotation of a GenBank genome assembly.
AUGGACCAAUAUAAGCACAAGAAUUAUAUGCCCUCAUUCCCACCAGAAUUUAACGAUGACGAUCUUUUAACAAAAUUCAAACGAGAUGGAUCGAUGCCAUCAAAAUCACCCAACGGUUUCAUUAUAUAUCGCAAGUGGGUCGCCAUGGAUAUCAAAAACAGAAAUCUUCCGAUAAAAGCUGUUCAGUUCGAUACGGCCAAAAUGUCUCGGUAUACUGAUCUGAAUUUGCCGCAAAUUUCACCUCAAAUUUUGGUUGACACAGAAUCUGAACCUUUUCAGAGUUCGAAUAAUUAUAAUCAGCAGUUUGUUCUAAAUACUGUUUCUGAUUCUAAUAAACUUGAUAAUCUUCUACAAAAGGUCAUGACUGCAAAAAAAACAGAUAUUUUAGAAAAGCGUGUAACAGAAUUAGAAGGCAAAAUG